AUGGGUUGCAAUUUGUGCAGUUUUCAGAAGAGGGAGGAACACUACAAACUGCUGUAUGAAGUUUCUCAGGUUAAUGGAAGAGAUCUCUCCAAAGCUACUCAUGAGGAAGCAGUGGAGGCUUUUCGUAAUGCGAAGGAACCCAUUGUAGUCCAAGUUCUACGGAGAGCACCACUCAUUAAAGCACAUGGGAGUUCACAGGAUGUUCAGCUCAUGGAUGCUAGUACACAGACAGAUAUUACCUUUGAGCAUAUUAUGGCUCUGGCCAAGCUAAGGCCAACCACACCUCCAGUACCAGACAUAUGUCCUUUUCUGCUUUCGGACAGCUGCCAUUCUCUUCAACCAGUGGAGCAUGAAUUUUAUGAAGGUAAUGAGUAUCUUUCCAGCCUGCCCACUGAUGCAGACAGAACAGAGGACUUUGAGUGUGAGGAGGUUGAACUCUGUCGUGUUAGCAGCCAAGAAAAACUGGGGUUGACUGUCUGUUACCGCACAGAUGAUGAGGAAGAUGCAGGAAUCUAUAUCAGUGAGAUUGAUCCAAACAGUAUUGCUGCCCGAGAUGGACGGAUCCGCGAAGGAGAUCGGAUUUUACAGAUAAACGGCCAAGAUGUCCAGAACAGGGAGGAGGCAGUAGCAUUGCUCUCCAGUGACGAAUGCAAGAAAAUUGUGUUGCUGGUAGCAAGACCCGAGAUGCAGCUGGAAGAAGGAUGGCUGGAUGAUGAAAGGAAUGAAUUCUUAGAGGAGUUAAACUUAGAAAUGUUGGAAGAGCAGCAUAAUGAAGCAGUGCAGUACACAGGCAAUGAAGUGGAGCAGCGAAAGAAACAUGAGGAAGAAGAUGGCACCACAGACACUGCUACCUCAUCAUCCAAUAACAAUGAAAAAGACAGUGGAGUGGGACCCACUGAUGAGAGUCAGCGCAAUGACGAAAGCUCAGAACAAGAGAAUGUUCCAGAAGAGCAGAAUACCACAACCCUCCAGAGCCAACAGGAGCUUGGAAAGAGUCAGGACACUUUGGGAAGCAUCGAACUCCAGUGCAAAGAGAGCCUAGUGUCUGGUGAAUACAUCGAAUCGGAUAGUGUUACAGGUAACCAGAAUGAGGACUGUGAAAGGUUUCGCCAACUGCUGGAGCUUAAGUGCAAGAUCAGAAAUCAUGGAGAGUAUGACUUGUAUUACUCAAGUAGUACAAUAGAGUGUAACAGAAGACAAAAAGAUGGGGUUGAGCAUGAAUUGCAGUUGCUUAACGAGGAACUAAGGAACAUUGAGCUGGAGUGUCAGAACAUUAUGCAAGCUCACAGGCUUCAAAAAGUAAAAGAUCAAUAUGGGGACAUUUGGUCAUUGCACAGUGGUACAUUCAGGAAUUUUAAUACCAGCAUAGACCUUCAAGGAGGAAAACUGGAUGACAUUAUAGAGCACCCAGAAAAAUCCGACAAAGACACUUCCAGUGCUUACAAUACAGCAGAGAGCUGCAGAAGCACUCCACUAAAUGUAGAUCGAUCUCCUGAUAGCUCUCUCCAGAGAAUGAUCAGCAUUACCAACAGGAAAAAUCUGAGGAGUACCAUUGUGGCUAACCAGUUUUCUUCAAGACAGAAUAGCAGGGAUACAACCCCAAACAAAACCAAAGCUACUGAGCAAAACAGUUCUCUCGAAGAAAAGGAAACAGUUUCAGAAAGUAGCAAAUCAACAGAGCAAGAAAGGCAAAGCCCUGAGCAUAUUCCUUAUCUGUCCCCAUACCAUAGCUCUUCAUACAGGUAUGGGAACAUACCCACACAUGCUAAGCAUUAUCAAAGCUAUAUGCAGCUGAUCCAACAAAAAUCUGCAGUGGAGUAUGCCCAGAGCCAGCUUAGUUUAGUGAAUAUGUGCAAAGAUUCACAGAAGUGUACAGAGCCCAAGAUGGAAUGGAAAGUGAAAAUAAGGAGUGAUGGGACAAGGUAUAUUACAAAAAGACCAGUAAGAGAUAGAAUCCUUAAGGAACGUGCCUUAAAGAUUAAAGAGGAACGUAGUGGGAUGACGACAGAUGAUGAUACAAUGAGUGAAAUGAAGAUGGGUCGUUACUGGAGCAAAGAGGAACGGAAGCAGCACCUAGUGCGAGCCAAGGAGCAGAGACGACGUCGGGAAUUCAUGAUGCGUAGCAGGUUAGAGUGUCUUAAGGAGAGCCCUCAAAGUGGCAGUGAGGGCAAAAAGGAAAUUAAUAUUAUUGAACUCAGUCACAAAAAGAUGAUGAAAAAGAGGAAUAAGAAGAUAUUGGACAACUGGAUGACCAUCCAGGAACUUAUGACACAUGGUGCUAAAUCUCCAGAUGACACAAGAGUGCACAAUGCUUUUUUAUCAGUUACUACUGUAUGA
This is a messenger RNA of Gekko japonicus, 2337 nucleotides long. Its product is annotated as PDZ domain-containing RING finger protein 4-like. The record is from RefSeq and is a predicted model, not a curated record. Gene Ontology annotation, molecular function: protein binding. The transcript is spliced from 8 exons. NCBI's taxonomy places the organism in Eukaryota, Metazoa, Chordata, Lepidosauria, Squamata, Gekkonidae. The coding region runs from base 1 to 2337 and encodes 778 amino acids.